CUGACAAACGUCACCCUUCGGAUCAUAAGACGCUAGAUCUCCGCAGUAGAAUUCUCCACCAUUUCGAUUGGCGAUCUGCAAAAAAAAUGUGUUUAUAAUGUGAACAUGACGGGGGCGGUUAGGGUGUCUGUUUUGUUGUGUGUGUGGUUUUUUUUUUAAGGAUGGGUUGCUUUUACGUCAGCGCGUUGCUUAUCACCGUCACUCCGUGUGGGCCGCGAUUGUGAUCGUAUUGAUCUCUUUUCACACACACACGUAUGGAGACCUCGAUGCCGCGCGAUCCGUGAGCGAGUCAGAUUGAUUUGUGUGGUGUGUGCGGGAAGGAGGCGGUGCGCAGCAACAUUGGCUCGUGACGACACGGAUUAAAACACCAGUCGCAGAGUUAUCCUGACCAGUGAAAGUACGGGAAAAGGACAGUGCAUGCAGUGCGGACAGUCAUAGAAAGGAGGAUUGACCGCGUACUUACGCUGACGUUACCAGCGGUGGAGCAUUUUGGCUGGUUUGGUAUACUCGACCGUGCAGAGCUUGCAAGGCAUUUUAUGCGGUGUGACUACGCAGUUGGAGAUCGCACCACUUCCCGCUAUCUUCGCGAUCAUUGCUUGAUUGGCUACCCGUCCGGCGCGGUUGUCCACAGCACCAGGCGUUUUCUAGCAAGGCGAACGUAAUGAACUCGGCCCCAGUAUUCACAGUCGUGCAACAUGAACAGCUAGCGAGGCUUCGGUAGAAACCUUGAUCCACUCUGAGCAUCUGUCGCCAACUGUAACAUUAUGUGACACCGAUACGGACGGGUUUUUAAUCAUUUCAGCUGUUAGAAGGAGUAUUUUUGGUCUGCAAUUCGAGAAGGGGAGCUCUACUUUUAUAAUGCGGUGCAAGGUUGGUGGUGCUUGCGUCCCUUGAAACUGGAAAACCGCGCAUGCGGAAAGUUCUAGAAGUGUAAUAGAGUCGAUCUUCAGUAAAUUUCAAAAUAGAGCAUCCAUGAGACAGGGUCUUAGCUGAAUGUGUACUGAGAAAAUAUGCAACUCCGGUCGACCCCUCCACCGAUUCUGGAGGCAGUGGAGACCGGGAACUGGUCCGGGGGUCUUCCCAACAACUCCAUGCUUGGAGACGGCCUUGGAUAUAACCUGACGGACGGGGAAUACUCGGGGGCCAGCGGUGCGGGUUACAAACUCCAAGGCGGGUCUGGUAAUGAUUCGUCUAGCGAGGAAAGCGUCCACCUGACGGUAGCCGAGACCGUCGUCAUCGCGGUGGUGUUGUCGACGCUCAUCGUCCUCUCGAUCGUAGGCAAUGUGCUGGUCUGCGUUGCCGUAGCGACGGAGGAUAAACUCCGGAAGACGGGCAACUCCUUCAUCGUGUCGCUGGCGAUGGCAGACCUCCUGGUCUCGAUCCUCGUCAUGACGUUCGGCAUGGCCAACGAUCUCUUGGGAUACUGGGCCUUCGGCCCCGAAUUCUGCGACGUUUGGAUUUCUUUCGACGUCAUGUUCAGCACAGCUUCCAUCUUGAAUAUAUGCGCCAUCAGCGUGGAUCGCUACCUGCACAUCAAGAAACCCUUCGCCUACUACCGGUGGAUCACUAACCGACGAGCCCUGGUGGCCAUAGUGAUGGUGUGGAUUAUGUCUGCCUUGGUGUCAUUCUUACCAAUUCAGUUGGGCCUCCAUAAGGAAUUCGGUGGCCCCGGUAAGUCCCUCAGCACCCCCUCACCUAUCCCCGACUCGGUCCUCGUGGAGAGCAACUCCUAUAUCUGCAUGCUGGAUCUGAACCCAACUUACGCUAUGGUGUCCUCAACCAUCAGUUUCUUCCUACCGUGUGUGGUCAUGAUCGCCAUCUACACGCGCAUCUUCAGCGCGGUGCGAGAGCGCGUCCGGAACGCUCGCAUGGGCCGGCUGGGCAAGAUCGACAACCCGGACUCCUCGUGCCACGGCAACCAGGCAGCCUCGGACCACAAAGCGGCGGUCACCCUCGGCAUCAUCAUGGGGGUGUUCCUGAUCUGCUGGGUGCCGUUCUUCUCUCUGAACAUCAUCGCCCCGUUGUGCGGUGGUCGGUGCGACCCUUCGCCGCCCCUCCUCAGCGCCUUAACCUGGCUGGGCUACGUCAACUCCACCUUGAACCCCAUCAUCUACAGCAUCUUCAACCGGGACUUCCGCGUGGCUUUCAAGAGGCUGCUGGGGUUCAACUUCAUCAUAAAGAAAAUCCAGGAGCGGAAGGCAGGACUGCUCAACUCCAACAGCCCACGGAGUAGCAUUGAGAGCAGCGUGGCAUACACCAACGGGCGUCGGGCCACGACGAACCACCAUCUCGAGCCGGAACCAACUAUCGAAUCUCCAACCAGCAUGCCCAGAGUGGAGUAUAUAUUCGAUAGAAUCACAUCUUGCUGACAUGGUGUCCUUAACCAGUAUAUCUUCUGUCCAUUUUGGUGUUUAUCUUUUUGUAAAGUAAGCUAUACCUAUAGUAUUUACGUUCUGCCUGUGUAAGCCUGUGUUUUGUUGUGAUGGUUUCAAAUUACAUUGUAAGAAACUUUCUUUAAACUUAUACGACGUACUUAAAAUCUGAAUUUCUACUUAAAAGAAAACAUUGACUUGUGAAAAGCCAAAAGUUAUGUGAUCCAAAGGCAUUCACCUUUGCUUAGAACAUUGGAACGUAUUUUGCCUGUUUGAGCUGCCAAAUAAUGGAUAAAAUUCGCAGAUGGUAUUACCAUCACGUACAAACGAGGGUACUAGGUCAAUUUGUUAACAGAUGUAACAUGGUCUAUAAUAAUUGCUGCCCAAGAGA
This is a messenger RNA of Patiria miniata (bat star), 2763 nucleotides long. Its product is annotated as dopamine receptor 1-like. Bases 1011 to 2369 code for a protein of 452 amino acids. Gene Ontology annotation, molecular function: G protein-coupled receptor activity. The transcript has a single exon. Lineage: Eukaryota; Metazoa; Echinodermata; Asteroidea; Valvatida; Asterinidae. The record is from RefSeq and is a predicted model, not a curated record. Gene Ontology annotation, cellular component: membrane. Gene Ontology annotation, biological process: adenylate cyclase-activating adrenergic receptor signaling pathway.